Messenger RNA from Vespa crabro (European hornet), 1583 nucleotides. RefSeq lists its product as uncharacterized. The transcript has 4 exons. Lineage: Eukaryota; Metazoa; Arthropoda; Insecta; Hymenoptera; Vespidae. Bases 1 to 327 code for a protein of 108 amino acids. The record is from RefSeq and is a predicted model, not a curated record.
AUGAAAUUCUUAUCGCUAGAUGGCGUUCAUUCAAUUGGCAAGCACAGUAAGAACAGCAUUGGCGACUGUCUCUUCGCUAGGAAAUUUCGUGAUAACAGAAAACGAAACCGAUACUGCAACAUCGAAAUGCAUCUAUCCCCUGUUUGCCAUUAUGCUAUUAGAUUGUCAUUGAAUCAGAGUGCUGGUUCAUCGAUAUUUCGUAAAAGCGUACAAGAACGUGGCACAAUGACAUCCGCAGUGUUCCUAGCAACAAUUGGACUAUCAUUGAGCAUGUUUUCGUUGAAACAAAUGCAAGCGUGCACACAAACACGUCGAAGAUGCCAUUAGGAAAAUAUGUUUGUCAACAAUCAUAUCUACGCAACAGACAGAGAGAGAGAGAGAGAGAAAGAAAGAGACAGAUAAAAGCGAGCAAUCAAUCCUUGGCAUCGAUGCAAAAAAGAAUAAAAGAAUUAUUUUAGAUCGUUCUUAUAGAUUCGUAUUAUUCGACAAUUCGAUAAGAAAAAAUUCCUAUUUGAAUCGUCCUGUCAAGUAGCGAAUAAAAUUAUUAGAUACAUAAAAAAGAAAAAAGAAAAAGUAAAAAAUCACAAUUUUUUAUCCUAGAUUUAAUAAUAAUAAUAAUAAUAAUAAUAAUAAUAAUAAUAAUGAUGAUGAUGAUGCUGAUGAUGAUGAUGAUAAUUAUUGUUAUUAGAUAAUAUAGGUCGCAAUUGAAGGUAUUUUGAUUUCAAUUUCAUUAGUAUAAAAUAUUUGUACACGUAAUAAUAAUAAUAAUAAUAAUAAUAAUGCACGUUAUAAGACUUAUUAUCGGAUCUUUCGAUUAUGUCGAAUUAAUUAGCUGGUAUAGGAUUAGAGAUAAAGAGAGAGGAAGAUCUAAUUUUUCACGUUGAAAUCACUCUUACAAAUUUUCUCAAUCUUCUCGUUGAAAUAGAAAUUAUUAUAUGCAUGCAUACAAAUAUAUAUUUAUGUAUAUAUACAUACACAUAUAUAUACACACAUAUAAAAUUAAACGAAAUGAACUGUUACAAAAACAACAUGGGAUCGAUUUAAAAUUUUUUGUAAACUAUGCUCGGUGGAUACAAAAAUCUCUCUGUUUAUAUUAUCUAAAAUAAUCAUUGUUCGUAUUCAUUCAUUUAUUCUUCACACAAUAAUCAGAAAUAAAUAAGAAAAUUAUAUCGUCCAUUUUCAUUAUUCGUUAAUAUUGUAAUCAAAUUAAUUGCGGAAAGAAAUAUUAUAUAAUAACGUUAAUUUGUAUUUUGAUAUUACGCCAAUUUGUGCCAUCUUUUUUCUUGUUUCUUUUCGUUUUUAUUAUUUUUUUUUUCUUUUUCUUUUCUUUUCUUUUACUUAAAUAAUAAGUCACGAUAGGACCGCCGAUUCCAUUAGAAGAAGAAACGAAAGAAUGGAAAAAAAAGAAACAAAUAUAACUUAUCUUUUAUUUGCACGCGAUAUCAUCUAGAUUUUAUUAAAUGCAACAAUCCAUGUAUACUCGUCUAUAUAUAAUUUUACGAUCUAUGAUAUAUCAAAAAUUGUACAAUAGUAAUCAUAGUGACAUAGUUAUGUACGAUUGUUGAUAAAAAAUGUUUGAUCUA